UAUUUUUAUCAACAGCAACCCAAACAGCGGCCCAUUUGUGAUUAUAAUCAUCGUCUUCGCUGUCUUGAUUAUCUUCGUUGGCGCCGACUUUUUAACGAACGACAUCGUACUCCAGCUCUCAACUCUUACAGGAGUCCGGGCUUGGCUACUUCAUUGUUGUGUCAGGCUUUCAGCCAUGGGCAUUUCAUGUAACAGUUACAGAAACUUCAUUCUCAAGCACAAGAUCUCUCAUUACUAGCAAUUUGAUGGUCCUAGUUCACAAAUUAUGGUGUGAUGUUGUGGCAGAUUGAUGAAAGACUUUGGUUCCGCAUCUAGAGUAUUAUAUGUCAAGCACAGACAUACAUAUAAAUAUGUAACUUCUCUCAGACUAAACAAAGAAAGAAGGUUCAGCAGUGGGAACAGAUCUGAUGCAAUAGUUAGUCGUAUCGACUAUGCUCGGGUCCAACGUCAUACCAAUUCAGUUCCUAAAAAUUUAUUUGGUGAAACUCACUACAUCUACCAAUCAAGUAGUCUUCAGCAUUGGUUUAAAAACUGGCAACAGCAGCGAAAGUAUAAGCUAACAGCCAGCACUUUUGCUGGAGCUAUAGGUCUGUGGCCUCGCCGAAGAGUCCAACUGUGGUUAGAGAAAAUUGGGCACAUUGAUCCAUUUACUGGUAAUGAGGCCACAUGUUGGAAUAAUAUUAAGGAAGAGGAAGCCCUUGAAAGAUACAAGUUGAUAACCGGAAACGAUGUACGGUUUCCAGAGUUUCAGGUUUACAGAGACACGGAUCCUGAACAUGACUGGCUGGCAGCUUCCCCUGAUGGUACAGUUGAGCAGGUUGUUUAUGAAUUGUCCUCUCGAGGAGUGCUAGAAAUUAAGUGCCCGUUUUUUCAUGAUAUGAUAAAGGCUCGUCCAUGGACAAGAAUUCCCCUUCACUAUAUCCCUCAAGCUCAAGGCCUGUUGGAGAUAUUGGACCGUGAUUGGAUGGAUUUUUAUGUCUGGACUCCUAAUGGGAGCAGUUUAUUUAGAGUAGAUCGCGAUGAAGAAUAUUGGAACCUUAUGAAGAUAGCAUUGUCAGACUUUUGGUGGAAUCAUGUCCAUCCAGCUAGGGAAGAAUGCCUUAAAAGAGUGAUUAAAGAUCCACUGUAUGAGUUGAGAGCAUUUCGUCCUGCUACUAGGCAUAAGCUGAGUGUUAAUAUUGUUUAUGAAAGCAAACGAUUAAUUGACGAGUCCAGGUUAAUGGUCCGUGAAAUUCAUGGCAAACUACAGGAUUGAUACACUUGAGAAAUAAUGAAUAAGAAACAAUUUAUAUGUGGCA
Molecule: messenger RNA, 1298 nt
Organism: Daucus carota subsp. sativus
Lineage: Eukaryota; Viridiplantae; Streptophyta; Magnoliopsida; Apiales; Apiaceae
Exons: 3
Coding region: 290-1255 (321 amino acids)
Source: RefSeq, a predicted model, not a curated record